This is a messenger RNA of Pocillopora verrucosa, 2106 nucleotides long. NCBI's taxonomy places the organism in Eukaryota, Metazoa, Cnidaria, Anthozoa, Scleractinia, Pocilloporidae. The record is from RefSeq and is a predicted model, not a curated record.
AUGGGGAGAAGGGGCAGGGGAAGGCAAAAGGAAGUCAAGUACAACCGUCAGAUCUAUUCUCCACUAAACCUCGAUAUUGCCAAAAAAGUAGGGAACAAAAGGAACGUAGGCGCUCAGUACCUCAUCCUCGGUGAUAAGUAUUCUGAGCUCAGCGACUUUGAAAAUGCAAUAGACUAUUACAAACAAUUUUUGGGUUGUUGCAAAAAAGUGGAAGACCGCAUUGGCGAGGGGCAUGCAUAUUGCAAACUUGGGGAUGCCUACAGCAGUGUUGGCCAGGUUGACCAAUCUGAGGUGUUCUACAAGCUUUACUUAAGUAUCACCAGGGACCUGAGUGACAAGAAAGGGGAAAGUCAAGCUUAUAGCAGACUCAGUAGUGUUUAUAAGUGUCUCGGUUGCUAUACAAAAGCUUUAAAAUACCAAGAGCAACACUUAUUUAUUGCCUUCACGCUGGGAGAUAGAUCAGAAAGGGGCUUUGCGUAUGGAAAAUUUGGCAGUAUUUUCCAUAGUCUUGGUGACUUACAAAAAGCCAGAGAAUAUUACGAAGCACAACUCUUGACAAUCCAUGAACUUGGCGAUAGGAACGAAUUGAUAAAGGCGUAUGGAAAUUUAGGGAGAGUCCAUCACAGUCUGCAAGAUUUCCAAAAAGCCAUAGAAUAUCAUGAAAGACAACUGUGUAUUGCUAAAACAGAGGGAAGGAGAGCUGAUGAGGCUCGUGCGAACUAUGAACUAGGUCGCAAUUUCGAAUCACUAGGGUCCUUACCAGAGGCUGUGCAAUAUUACAGGUCGAGCGCGGAACUGUUUGAAGAGAUAAGAGCUCAUCUUCCUCGAAGAAAGAACAGUUUCUUCCAAGAUGAAUGGAAAAUCAACUUUUUCGAUGUGCACCAAUGUGUGAACACUGCCCUAUGUAGAACACUACUUAUACUAAAUAAGGUUUCAGAAGCUCUUGUCGCAGCGGAAAAUGGACGUGCCCAAUCUCUGGUGGAUAUUUUGAGAUCCCGUUAUGGAAUCAGCUCCUUUAACUUGCCAUCAACAACACAGGAAGCAUUGAUGAAUGAUAUAUUUAAUUGGAUUUCAACAAACACAGUUGUAUUACGACUUGAUGGCGACAAAAUAUACAUCUGGCUACUUCUACCCGCGAAAGCAGGACAAAAGGUUCAGUUUGUCGAGAGGACAAUGGAUAGUGCUCAAGAUGUUGAAGCCUUUUGGAAAGCGGCGUUUGGGCCAAGAUUGGAUCUUUCAUCAUCGUUACAUUUAAUGUACCACUUGGUUUUUGGUGAAAUAUCAGACUUCUUGCAGGGAGAAGAACUUGUCAUUGUCCCUGAUGGUCCUUUGUAUUUUGUUCCCUUUGCCGCACUCAGGGAUUCUAUUGAGUCGAAGUAUUUGUUCGAACUGUUUAGAAUUCGACUCUUUCCGUCACUGACGAGUAUGAAAAUAAUUGCCGAUUCUCGUCAGGACUAUCACUGUAAUAGUGAUGGUCUACUUGUAGGAGAUCCUUUCAGCGAAGAAAUUCUCCGGCUAGAUCCACUUCCCGCGGCAAGAGAGGAAGUGACACUAAUCGGAAGAUUGACCGGUGUUAAACCCCUUAUCGGUAAAGAAGCGACAAAAGCGGCAGUCCUUAAACAUCUGAACUCUGUCGCCUUAAUACACAUUGCAGCUCACGGAUGUAUGGAAACGGGUGAAAUUGCGUUGGCACCAAACCCUAAGAGGACUCUAGACAUUUCAUUAGAGCGAGACUCCAUUUUAACGAUGGCUGAGGUACUAACUGAAGGAGUGAGAGCAAGACUGGUUGUUCUGAGCUGUUGUCAUAGUGGGCGUGGAAAACUAAUGUCUGAAGGUAACAUUGGCAUUGCACGUGCUUUUAUCGCCGCUGGAGCUCGUUCUGUUUUGGUGUCAAUCAGUGCGAUCGAUGAUGAAGCCACACUUGCGUUUAUGAAAGAAUUCUACAAAGAGUUGGUGAAAGGAAGCACUGCUAGUAAGGCCUUGAACAAAGCCAUGGAAUGUUUCAGAAACUCAACUGAGUAUUGUGAACUUAAAUACUGGGCUCCAUUUGUACUUAUUGGGGACGAUGUUCGCUUGGAAAUGUUUCUGAAACCAAACAGACGGUGA